This is a messenger RNA of Rhopalosiphum padi (bird cherry-oat aphid), 1951 nucleotides long. RefSeq names its product polyubiquitin-F. NCBI's taxonomy places the organism in Eukaryota, Metazoa, Arthropoda, Insecta, Hemiptera, Aphididae. The record is from RefSeq and is a predicted model, not a curated record. The coding region runs from base 169 to 1773 and encodes 534 amino acids. Gene Ontology annotation, biological process: modification-dependent protein catabolic process; protein ubiquitination. The transcript is spliced from 2 exons. Gene Ontology annotation, molecular function: ubiquitin protein ligase binding; protein tag activity. Gene Ontology annotation, cellular component: cytoplasm; nucleus.
UUCGUCGAUCGGCGCUCAUACUGUUCAAUAGUUUUUUGUCCGCCGCACUCUCAACACUUGUUUGCUCCGGAGAUCGAUCCAAAUCGUUUUUACAUUUCAGCGCAUUAUAACAAGAAGUCCGUGAUUCUAUUUGUAUUUGAUUCUAGUUAUUAUUUUUGAAUAUUCAACAUGCAGAUCUUUGUCAAGACAUUGACAGGUAAAACUAUCACUUUGGAGGUUGAGUCAUCGGAUUCAAUUGAAAAUGUAAAAGCUAAGAUCCAAGACAAAGAAGGUAUUCCACCAGACCAACAACGUUUGAUCUUUGCUGGAAAGCAACUCGAAGAUGGACGCACAUUGUCUGACUAUAACAUCCAAAAAGAAUCUACCCUUCACUUGGUAUUGCGUCUCCGUGGUGGUAUGCAAAUCUUUGUAAAGACCCUCACUGGAAAAACCAUUACAUUGGAAGUAGAAUCUUCUGAUUCUAUUGAAAAUGUUAAGGCCAAGAUCCAAGACAAAGAAGGUAUCCCACCAGACCAACAACGUUUGAUCUUUGCCGGUAAGCAACUCGAAGAUGGACGCACACUAUCAGACUACAACAUCCAAAAAGAAUCUACCCUUCACUUGGUAUUGCGUCUCCGUGGUGGUAUGCAAAUCUUCGUAAAGACCCUCACUGGAAAAACCAUAACAUUGGAAGUAGAAUCUUCUGAUUCUAUUGAAAAUGUUAAGGCCAAGAUCCAAGACAAAGAAGGUAUCCCACCAGACCAACAACGUUUGAUCUUUGCCGGUAAGCAACUCGAAGAUGGACGCACACUAUCAGACUACAACAUCCAAAAAGAAUCUACCCUUCACUUGGUAUUGCGUCUCCGUGGUGGUAUGCAAAUCUUCGUAAAGACCCUCACUGGAAAAACCAUAACAUUGGAAGUAGAAUCUUCUGAUUCCAUUGAAAAUGUUAAGGCCAAGAUCCAAGACAAAGAAGGUAUCCCACCAGACCAACAACGUUUGAUCUUUGCCGGAAAGCAACUCGAAGAUGGACGCACACUAUCAGACUACAACAUUCAAAAAGAAUCUACCCUUCACUUGGUAUUGCGUCUCCGUGGUGGUAUGCAAAUCUUCGUAAAGACCCUCACUGGAAAAACCAUUACAUUGGAAGUAGAAUCUUCUGAUUCUAUUGAAAAUGUUAAGGCCAAGAUCCAAGACAAAGAAGGUAUCCCACCAGACCAACAACGUUUGAUCUUUGCCGGAAAGCAACUCGAAGAUGGACGCACAUUGUCUGACUACAACAUCCAAAAAGAAUCUACCCUUCACUUGGUAUUGCGUCUCCGUGGUGGUAUGCAAAUCUUCGUAAAGACCCUCACUGGAAAAACCAUAACAUUGGAAGUAGAAUCUUCUGAUUCCAUUGAAAAUGUUAAGGCCAAGAUCCAAGACAAAGAAGGUAUUCCACCAGACCAACAACGUUUGAUCUUUGCCGGAAAGCAACUCGAAGAUGGACGCACAUUGUCUGACUACAACAUCCAAAAAGAAUCUACCCUUCACUUGGUAUUGCGUCUCCGUGGUGGUAUGCAAAUCUUCGUAAAGACCCUCACUGGAAAAACCAUAACAUUGGAAGUAGAAUCUUCUGAUUCCAUUGAAAAUGUUAAGGCCAAGAUCCAAGACAAAGAAGGUAUUCCACCAGACCAACAACGUUUGAUCUUUGCCGGAAAACAACUCGAAGAUGGACGCACAUUGUCUGACUACAACAUCCAAAAAGAAUCUACCCUUCACUUGGUGUUGCGUCUCCGUGGUGGAUCUCAAUAAUUUUAACUUGAUUUAAUCAUUCUAGUUUAUUCAAAAUGUGAACCAAAACUGUUUUCAAAAUUUUAAAUAUUCCUAAUGCCAAAGCAUUUUUUUUUUUUUUUAUUGCAGUUUCAUCACUUCUAUUAUAACACAACAUGAAAUAUGAAAGUCAAUAAAUAAAAAUAAUUUUACUAUUCAA